Molecule: messenger RNA, 405 nt
Organism: Paramuricea clavata
Lineage: Eukaryota; Metazoa; Cnidaria; Anthozoa; Malacalcyonacea; Plexauridae
Source: the annotation of a GenBank genome assembly
AUGGGAUUACCAGAUUGUGAUAGACAGGAUGCUUCACAAGCAAAGAAAAAAGGACGGCGGAGUAGUGGCACACGCUCGAAGAAACGUCUUGGUACUGAAUCAGGAGGUGGUGUAAAGAGUGAACAACGUUGUAUCGCAAAUGUGCGAGAACGCAUGCGAACACAAGCAUUGAACGAAUCAUUUGCGAAACUGCGCAAAAUAAUUCCAACUCUACCGUCAGAUAAGUUAUCAAAAAUUCAAACUUUGCGCUUGGCAACGCGCUACAUAGAUUUCCUGUGUCAAGUGCUGGGAAACGAUGAAAAACAUCCGAACUCAGGAUCCAGUAGCUGCUUUUUGGCGCAUGAACGAUUGAGCUAUGCGUUUAGUGUUUGGAGAAUGGAAGGUGCGUGGUUUCAAGGAGAAUGA